Messenger RNA from Chlorella variabilis, 8268 nucleotides. RefSeq lists its product as hypothetical. NCBI's taxonomy places the organism in Eukaryota, Viridiplantae, Chlorophyta, Trebouxiophyceae, Chlorellales, Chlorellaceae. The record is from RefSeq and is a predicted model, not a curated record. The transcript is spliced from 42 exons. The coding region runs from base 1 to 8268 and encodes 2755 amino acids.
AUGGGCGCCGUCAGAGGGGCCGCCCUGGCCCUGUGCCUGUGGUCCCUGAUUGCCCCGAGCCUGGCGAUGGAUAAUACCUUCUGCUGGAAGGAGGGCGAGUGCAUACUCAAGGGCGAGGUACACGCAGUGUGCGCCCCGCUGACCAGCCAGACCGCCUGCGCCGGCUCCGACCACUGCAUGUGGCAGGAGCAGGACAGCCUGCUGGAUCUCAACGGCGACAUGUCCCCCAGCGACCUGGCCAAGGUGCUGUGGCCCGCACAGUUCAACCUGUCGCUGGCCGAGCGAGCCUGCUCGGACGCCUCCUCCAACGACACCUGUCCGACCACCUGCCACGACUACCUGGCCCAGCUGGGCAACCGCGUGGUUGGCGAGGCCGUUGCCGCCGCCUGCAACCUGUCCACCUGUGAUGCCGAGGGCGUCUGCUGGGACACUGACGCCCAAGCGAGCUUCAAGGCUAUGUUCCACACCAUUGCCACCACCUGCACCGGCCAGGACUUCCCCAGCUGCUGGCCCUCGGGCGGCCGCUGCGCCGCGGUGGACGUGUGCGAGGGGCUGGAUGAGAGCACCUGCGCCGGCGCCACGCUGGAGGAAGGCGGGUCCCUGGUGUGCAACUACACCACCAUGCUCCGCUGCUCCGAGGCGCCCUCCCGCCCCGGCACCUCCCCUCCCAAUGGCGGCUCGCCCGGCGGCGAGGGCGGCGACCCGUGCCAGUACAGCCAGGACCCGUGCUGCCGCCGCGCCGACUCCUUCACCACCUGCGUCAUCGACUCGCCCCCCGAGGACUCUUGCUACUUCUACAGCAACGGCUGCCAGACCGACUACGGGCUGUGCUCCAGACAGGCGGACAGCAACUCCUGCAACAGUCUGUCUCAGUCUGGCUGCUCCUGGGUCGACACCUCCAGCGGAGGCAUGCCCUACCCCACCAGCCCCCUGCCCCAGUCACCCGGCAACCCAGCAGGCACUCCCACCAGCCCCAGGCCGGAGUGGCCCACCAGCCCCAACGGCACCUCCGGCUCUUGGCCCACCAGCCCCGUGCCCAACCCUGACGUCCCCCAUGGCUCCGCCCACUGGGAGAUCUGGAACAUCCCCGAGCUCCCUCCCGGCUACUUCACCAAUGAUACUGACCGGUGGUGGAACCGCCCUGAGGACGGCGGCCACGGCCCCUUUGACAUGCUCACCCCGCCCAUCGCCAACACCCUGCUGGAGGCCAAGGCCUCGGGCCCCGUGUGCCAGGCGCUCACCAGCCUGCUCCAGACCAUGUCUGCUGGCUUUGAUGGGGCGUGCGAGGUGGCCGGCCUGUGCUCCGACACCUACCUGCCUGCGCUGUACCAGAUCAGCAGCCAGCUGGAGGAGUCGCUGUAUGUGCCGCUGGACCCCUGCGACAUGUGCAACGAGAUGCUCGUGGACCUGGUUCCCAUGCUGGUGAACGAGACUGGCAUCGACCUGGUGCGCCUGCUGGGCGCCGUCGGCGCCGCCGGCAUGGAGGCGUUUGGCUCCGCCUGCCCCAGGAUGGUGGACGGCCUGCUGUGGGUUGGCAAGUACUUCGACUUCCUGCCGGGCCCUGCCCACCCCGUGGCCGCAGCUGUGUGCCCCGCCUUCCAGGCGGUGGUGGCGGCCGCUCCUCAGCUGGUGACUGACCUGAAUCGAACCUGCGAGCUGCUGGGCGAGCCGCACGAUUGCCUGGACACCCUCACCUCCCUGCUGCGCCCCCAUGCCGACUUUGAACCUGCGACUGCUGCCGCCAAGAUCUGCUACGCCAAACUGCCAGAGGCCUUCCUGCCUCCCAGGGAGCCUGAGUAUCACCAAGAGUAUCCUGGCACCGAGUACCAUCCACAACAGCAGUACCCUAGUGACCAGGAGUACCACCCCGAGCAGUACCCUGAGUACCCGCAGGGAGAAUACCCGGCGGGCGGAUAUCCCGAGGGCGAAUACCCCCAGGGCGAGUACCCGGCUGGAGACUACCCCCAGGGCCAGUACCCUUCCGAGUACGCUCCGUACACGGCAGCUGGCGUGCAGUCCGGCACCUCUCCCUCGGGCUACUGCGCGAUGGUUGGGCGCCAGCCAGAGUGCACGGCUCCCGACAGCGCCAGCUGCUCCACCCUCCCCGGCUGCCGCUGGAACGCCUACUGCCAGCAGCAGCAGUGCGGCGAGCAGGACUACUGGUGCCAGCAGCGCCGGGCCUCCCUCCCCGUCUGCGCCCCGCUGGUCAAGGCGCUGCAGCCGGCCAGCGGCGAUGGCGACGCGCCCAUCCCCCUUGCUGAGGUGUGCAAGAGCAUGAGCAUGUGCACUGGCACCAGCGACAACUCGCCCGCCUGCGGCGCCUGCAAGACGGCCUUCUCCGAGACCAUCGCCAGCAUCAAGUACCAGCAGCAGCACAGCUACGGCAGCGGCAACUACGGAUAUGGAUACAACCCCCAGGACAUGGCCUUCUCCCAGUGCAGCAGCACCAUGUCCCGCCUGACUGCCAUGAAGUCGCAGUGCGACGCCUACUCCACCAUCGACGCCUCGGCCGCCGACCCGGCGCAAAUCUGCCAGGCCCACGCGUCUGCCCUCUGCCAGGCAUCCGGCAGUGACGGCUCCGGCUCCUCGGCAAGCUCACCCAACUGCGGCUUCUGCACCACCCUGCUGUCUGCCUACAAGGACCUUGCUGCUGCCGGCAUUUUCGGCGGGUCCAGCGGCCUGACGGAGCUGUGCUACACCACCAGCCAGUGGGGCGGCAGCUCCGAGGAUAACCUGCGCAUGCAGCUGCAGUGGCGCUACGGCUGCUCCCCCUCCCAGUCCUCCUGCUGCGCCGAGCUCCCCGCUGACUCCUACCUGGCGUCCGUGCUGGACAUCAGGGGCCUCACCCCGCAGUCCACCUCCGAGUGCGAGGAGCUGCCUGGCUGCACUGCCGGCGCCUACUGCUGGCCCACGUGGGGCGCCGACGCCUGCCAGUCCCUGUCCAGCCCGUCCGAGUGCCAGGCGGACAAGCAGUGCCAGUGGUUCGCCUGGAGCUCCGAUGGCCUGCAGGGCAACUGCGUGGAUGCUGCGCUGUCCGCCAAGUGCCGCCUGGCUGGCCAGCAGGACGGCAGGUCUGGCUGCCUUGGCAUCAAGGACGACCAGGGCCUGUCCCAGUGCUCCUACUUCCAGGCAAGACGACAGCUUGGCGGGGCUCUUGGGGCCUGCUACCAGGACUGGUCGAUGCGCCAGUGCGACGACAGCAACGCCUGCUGCCUGAAGCCCGUAGAGCUGUUCCAGCCAGACGCCCCCCAGGCCUGCUCCAACGAGACCAGCAGCCAGGCAGUCUGUGACUACACCACGCAGUGCCAGACCAGGUACGACCCCUGCAACGCCUACAUCUCCCAGUCCACGUGCGAGCUCAGCACCACCUGCAGCUGGAGGAGCAUGAAGCUGCAGGGCUACCCCUCCUACGGCUGGUGCUCUUCCACCCGCGACUCCUGCUGGGACUACAGCAAUGACCCGGAGGCCUGCACCAGCGCCCCCAACUGCCGCUCCGUGCCACGCUGCGACGUGUCGUACUGCCAGGAGAACGACCAGUGCUGCCUCAUCCACUCCGCCGCCGAGUGCACCGCCACACCCGGCUGCGCCACCAGCGGCUGGUGCAGCCUGACUGCCUCAGACUGCUGGCAGGCCUGGGACAGCCAGUCGUGCUCCGCCGCCCCCGGCUGCACCUGGCAGAGCUACGAGUACACGCAGGCCGACGGCACCAGCGCCAGCGGCGGCUGGUGCAGCGUGGGGGAGGACCCCUGCUCCCCGCACUACGGCUCACCCAUCGCCUGCGCCGCGGUGCGCGACCCGCGCCGCGGCACCCCCCUCUGCCACUACCAGAGCUCCUGCUACGACGCCUGCCGCAACUGCCGCGAGUGCAUGGAUGGGGUGGGCAGCUUCAUCUCAGACGUGCUGCCCAGCCUGAACGGCGACACCACCAAGUAUGCGCAGGCCAUCCGCGACUUCUGCAACCAGGCCGGUGGGGACUACUGGACUUGCUUCCAGGCCUACCAGACCGCCGUGGCCCACCCGGAGGCCGUCACCCGCCCCGCCUCCACCUGCAAGGCCAUCGGCAUCUCCCAGUGCGUGGCCACGCUGGGCCUGCUGACCUGCUCCACCGACGGCUCCGCCGAGGGCGCCAUCAGGCCGGCGGCGCCGCCUGCUGGCGUCUGCAAGACGCAGACUGGCUGCACCACGGCACAGAGCUGCGACACCAGCGAGUGCACAGUGCUGAGCCAGUGCGAUUCCCAGACUGGGUUUGACAUCAAGUCGUGCGGCGGCACCUGCGUGAGCAAGUGCGCCCUGCUGGACCCCCUGCUGGCCAAGCUGAACAAGGGCACCUGCCAGACCAACGAGGACUGCACUGUGGAGGGCGAGACCUGCACCCCGGUCGUGGGCCGCACCUGCAGGCAGUCGGUGUGCAACAUCGGCACCGGCGCCGUCACCACCGUCGGCUGCGCCGGCUUCUGUACCUCGGGCGGCGCCCCCAGCCUGGUGUCUGCCACCCUGACGGGCGACGGCCGCCAGAUCGUGCUGGCCUUUGACCAGGAUGUCACCACCGUGGCCUCCAGCUCCCCCACCGCCUACUUUGCCAACAGCACUGUGGUCAAGCUGGGCAGCUACAGCCAGGUCUACCCGCAGGCAGAGGAGCCCAAGGCGCUGGUGGUCUACCUGGGCUGGGGCGCCACCAUCGACAUCGACGACGCCCUGGCCCUGGCCGCCUCCCCCGCCAUCGCCGGCCGCCUCAACGGCAGGCUGGUCGCUGGCGGCGGCGCAGUGCUCCUGCAGGCACCCGAGGCUCCCGAGCAGCCUGUUGCCUUUGUGUCCGGCCCCAGCUCGGUUGGCGCGGGCUGCACCUUUGGCAGCGCCGCAGACGUCGUCAUCGACGCCUCCCGCACGCCCUUCUCUGCCGGCCGCCCCGUAUUGUAUACCUGGCAGUUUGUGGGCGCUGCCAGCCAGCGUGCCGCCCUGGACCAGCUUGCCACCGAGGCCAGCGAUGCCGACAGCCCGCGCCUGGUGCUGCCUGGUGCCACGGUGGUGGACCUGUCGGCAGGCACCUACACGCUGCGUGUCACCGUGGAGAACUGGCUGGGCGCCAACGCCUCCGCGGACUUUGCGUUUGAAAAGGUGGCCUCCGUGCUGCCGGUGGUGGCCGUCAUCGGCGGGUCGGAGCAGGAGUUCUCUGUGGCCAGCGGCAUCCGCGUGCAGACCGCCAUCGACCUGUCCACCGUCUGUCCAGGCCGGCGUGUGACCUACUCGUGGGAGGAGACCAGCGGCUUGCUGCCGGCGGGCUCCUUCUCGACCACCAAGGCCAACUUGGCCGUCAAGGGCCCUGUGACCGGCGUGACGGGCGGCAGCGUGCUGACCUUCGCCUUCUCCGCGACCCUGGAGGGCGCGGGCACCACCACCGCCGACCUCACCCUGACCGCCCGCCAGUCGCGCGUCAUGGCGGUGCUGGCGGGCCCACGCGGCGACGUGCUGGACACCCGGACCCUGACCUUCAGCGGCAGCGGCAGCCUGGACCCUGAUGACGCCAGCAACACCCUGGCCCCCUUCCGCUUCUCCUGGGCCUGCACCGCCACCGACCCCGCCACCCAGCUGAGCACCCCCUGCUUCACAGACCCCGCCACCGCUCCCGACAUGACCGCCAGCCAGCUGGUCAUCUCGCCCGGCCUGCUGCCUGCGGGCGACAGCCUGUACACCAUCUCGCUCACCGCCGCCAAGGGCAGCGGCCUCAGCACACGUACCGACACCGACACCACUGCGCUGCGCGUGCUGGCGGGCGCCGCACCCACCGGCAAAAUCAGCCGCUUCUGCCCCGGCUGGAGCGGGUGCACCUCCAAGCAGCACACGCCCAGCGAACCCCUGCGCCUGGUGUUUGCCCUGGACGACCCCUCCCUCCUGCCCCGCACCACCUUCUCCUGGGUCUCCUCUGACCUGUCCCUUGCCACAGCCGCCACCACCACCAAGCAGGCCCUGGUCAUCCAGCCCUUCACCGCCGCAGGCAGCCCCGUCUUUGUGGACGGCGCGGUGAAAACCAUCAACGUCACCGCCACGGCAGAUGGCAAGAAUGCCACCGCCAGCAUCACCGUCUCCAUCGCGCGCCGCCCCUCGUGCACCGCCACCUCAGGCACCUGCCUCACCGUCUCCCCCGCCUCGGGCCCCGUGGACGUCACCAGCUUUGUGGCCACCGCCGCUGGCUUUGCAGCAGACAGCGCGCUGUUCUACGACUUUGGGCUGCAGCUGCCCAGCGGCAAGGCCGACCUCUUCACCCGCUCCGCCACCGACAGCCGCUUCACCUUUGCGCCGCGCGUGCUGGCCGAGGGCACACACACCCUGUUUGUGUGCGCCAGAGACCAGACCGGCGCGCAGGCCUGCUCCACUGCCGACGUCGACGUCGAGCCCGCAGCGCAGCAGGUCACCGCCGCCGACAUCACCGCUCUGGGUGACAGCCUGGACACCGCCCUGGCCUCGGGCAGCACCGAUGCGCUGGUCAGCGUGGUGCGCCAGCUGUCGGCCGCCACCUCCGCCAGCAGCGCUUCCGGCGCCACCAGCGAGGAGGCGGUGGCUGCGGCCACGGAGCAGGCCGAGAAUGCCAUGGGCGCCAUGGAGAGCCUGCUGAGCGGCGAGGGCGCCACAGUGGAGGAGACACUGGGGGUGGCUUCGGCAGCAUCCUCCCUGGUGUCUUCUUCUGUGGAGCUGAGCCACGCGCUGGCCGACAGCGCAGUGAACGUGGCGGUGUCUGUGGUGGACGCGAUUUCGGACCCCACCUCCACCACCACCCUGCUCCAGGCAGCCGACCUGGACAGCCCCGUGAACAUUGUGGGCGCCUGCGCCGCCAUCCUGGUGUACGAGGCGCCCUCCCCCGGCGCCCGCCGCCGCCUGCUGGAUGCCGAGGACAAUGCCACGCUGGCAGAGGCGGCGCUGGAUGCCCUCACCCGUACUUUCCACGUGGCGUCGGGCGUGCAGACCGCCCUGCUGGCCUCCAUGGUGGAGGGCGAGGCGGCCUCGGUGGGCACCGGCGGCCUGGUGGUUGCCGCCGCGCUGGCCGACCUGGCGGGCCUGACGGAGGCGGUGGAGUAUGCCAUCGGCGACAGUGGUGCCGCCGUCACCCUGCUCGACGGCUUUGCCGCCCUGGCCAACUCCGAAGACUCCACCCUCCAGCUCAUGCUGGCCCACCAGGUGGACGCAUCCCUGCUGUUCGAGGUGGUCAGCACCAGCGACGCCACGGUGCCCACCCCCUCUGCUCGCCGCGCCCUGCUGACCACCGCCCCCGAGGUGUCUGGCGCCGCGUCGACCACCGUGGUCAGCGGCUACGUCAACUUCACCUCCUCCCUGGAUGGCAUCGGCACGGUGGCGGGCCAGGCCAUCGACAUCAGCCUGCCCCUGAACGACGCCUAUGACGCCGGCAUGUCCACGAUGUGCCUGCGCCUGGACUCCUCCGGCUACUGGCGCUCCGACGCCAUCACCCUCACCUCUGUCGGUAGCGGCGUGGCCCACUGCGCGCUGUCCAACCUGAACAACCAGCAGGUGGUGGCAGUGCAGUACGAGGCGGUGGAGGGUGCAGUGCCUGAGACCCCGGCGCCCGGCAGCCCCAGCCCCAGCCCCGCCAGCCCCAACCCCAGCCCCAGCCCCAGCCCCAGCCCCAGCCCGGCAGAUGACACAACCGAGGAGGUGACCGUCACCGUGCCGCAGGUCACCUUCACCGCCCGCCUCACUGCCUUCACCCCCGAGACCUUCACCCUGACGGUUCAGCAGCAGUACAUUGCAGCGCUGCAGGCCGCCAGCCCCACCGUAGACACCCUCAUCAUGCUCACCAACAUCAGGGCCGGUUCCGUGGUCGUGGAUACCAUCAUUCAAUUCCUGGUGUCCAACGGCAACGCGGCAGCCGCCGACGCCCUGGCCGCCACCUUGUCCUCCAACCCCUCCAGCCUGCUGCCGGCCAACGUGUGGGGCAAUGUGACCGUCACUAGCCUUGCGCAGGGCACCGUCAGCAUCACCAUCAGCGAGGAUCUGCUCAGCGCCCCCGACAACGAGACCUCCUCGAACACCACCGCCCUCAUCGCUGGGCUCGUGGGCGGAAUCGGCGGCGCCAUCCUGCUGGCGGGCGUGGCCAUCUGCAUCUGGAAGCUGCGCAAGCCCAAGACUGCCAACAGGGUCUCCGUCGAGGCCGAGAUGAUGGACAGCCAGCCCCAGAGCCCCAUGUCGCCCAUCACCCCCUCGCCCUUCCUCCAGGGCGCCCAUACCGCUCCCUUUGCGCCCUCGGCACCGCUGGCUUGA